Molecule: messenger RNA, 1432 nt
Organism: Penicilliopsis zonata CBS 506.65
Lineage: Eukaryota; Fungi; Ascomycota; Eurotiomycetes; Eurotiales; Aspergillaceae
Exons: 4
Coding region: 137-1162 (341 amino acids)
Biological process (GO): translational initiation
Cellular component (GO): eukaryotic translation initiation factor 3 complex, eIF3m
Molecular function (GO): translation initiation factor binding; translation initiation factor activity; metallopeptidase activity
Source: RefSeq, a predicted model, not a curated record
GGGCCUCUCAGAAGAACGCAAAGCGGGCGGAACAAAGGAGCCACACUCCACCACGAACGCAGAGCCUGUCCCGCCAGAAAACGUCCAGAGACAGGCACCUCUCCUGCUUGCCCCCAGACCCCUCUUAACCCACACUAUGGCUGAAACGGAUUCCUUUCUUCACCUCGCUCGCCCUCUGGGUCAGGUCGCAGUGGGCGCUGCUCCCAGUACCGCGCCGCUGAACGUGGUCAUCCAGCCUCAGGCUCUGUUCUCCAUUCUCGAUCACUCUCUCCGCCGGAAUGCCGACCAGGAGCGUGUCAUCGGAACCUUGCUAGGAACCCGCUCUGAAGAUGGAACCGAGGUGGAAAUCCGCAGCACCUUUGCGGUGGGACACACGGAGACGACGGACCAGGUCGAAGUCGACAUGGAAUACCAGAAGCAGAUGCUUGCGCUGCACCUGAAGGCCAACCCCAAGGAAGUCCUUGUCGGUUGGUACGCCACAUCGUCCGAGCUCAACACCUUCUCGGCUUUGAUCCAGAACUUUUAUAGUGGCCAGGGUGACGGCACCUGGCCCCAUCCUGCCGUCCAUCUGACUGUGUCGACCGAUGCUGGCAAGGAUAUUGAAACCCGUGCCUAUAUUUCGGCGCCGGUGGGUGUGACCGCUGAGAGAGCCGCCGACAGUGCGGCUUUUAUCCCCGUGCCCCACGAGGUCCGAUACGGCGAGGCGGAGAAGAGCGGUCUGGAGGCCAUUGCCAACGCCAAGGAGGUUGAGAACCGUUCCACCACCAUCUUCACUGAUAUCGAGGCUCUGGAACGCGCGAUUGAGGAGGUGAUUGGCAUGAUCGAUCGGGUCUCGAGAUACGUCGAGUCCGUUAUCGACGAGGAGGCCCCCGCGUCGACCGCUAUGGGCCAAUUCCUUCUCAACACUCUGGCUCUUGCGCCUAAGGUUGAGCCUGCCGAUAUCGAGCGGGAUUUCAACAACCACAUUCAGGAUGUCCUGGUCGUUUCCUAUCUGGCAAACACCAUCCGUACACAGAUGGAGCUGUCAACCCGUCUUGCAACGGCCCAGCUCACUCUAGGAGGAGGCGAGGUGGCCGUGGAGGUCAGCAACGCACCCAGGAGCGUGCUGCUCCUGAAGAAGCCCGUGCUUAGACAAAGGGGAAAACAAUCAACCAAAAAAUGAGCUUGUAUGGUUCUUUCUUUCUCGCUUCCUUUUCCCCACCAAUAGGGGAUCUUUACUACCAUAUCCUGUCAUGACCUCCCCUUCACCUUCCCUCCUAUUCUUUGGCAUUUGCACUUUUUGCUUGGGAUGGCAGAAAGAACGGCGUAUCGGAGUCAUCUGGCCUUCUUCAGACCGAAGAACAAGAGAACGCAACCCCCGAGAAAGAAAAAAGAGAAGAGGUUCCUUUUCAUGCGAUUUUUUUACAUUUUUGCGGGCUUCGAGGGAGUCCCU